This is a messenger RNA of Penicillium canariense, 1080 nucleotides long. Its product is annotated as checkpoint protein HUS1 family protein. NCBI's taxonomy places the organism in Eukaryota, Fungi, Ascomycota, Eurotiomycetes, Eurotiales, Aspergillaceae. The record is from RefSeq and is a predicted model, not a curated record. Gene Ontology annotation, biological process: telomere maintenance; mitotic DNA replication checkpoint signaling; double-strand break repair via homologous recombination. The coding region runs from base 1 to 1080 and encodes 359 amino acids. Gene Ontology annotation, cellular component: checkpoint clamp complex; nucleolus; site of double-strand break. The transcript has 5 exons.
AUGCGGUUCCGUACCCAAUUAAAAAAUACCAGGACCUUCUUCAAAUUAACGGCCUCACUGUCGUCACUGGGCAAAGUAUGCUGGAUGCGCCUAGAAUACAACGUGGUCCGCUUCACCGUUAUUCCAGACCAAGGCACCCAAGUGUGGGCACAGAUACCCGUUGACACCAUCUUCGAGGAAUCCUCAUACCAAUUAGAAUCUAACUCGGAUGCCAUCAACAUCGAGAUUAACAUCAGCUUGUUAAAUCGUGCACUCCGAUCAACAUUCGGCGCGUCAUCCUCGCAGCUGCGGCUGACCAAGAAGGACAAGGUGCCCCUGCUAGCACUAACGGUACUCACUACCGAAUGGACCGAGGGCAACAUGGCACUUGCCACCAAUGAGGCAACCCCGCAACCCCCCGCAUCAGGCCCAACAGCCCAAAACGAAGUAGUCGGUGACCGGGGAGCGCGAGAGCGUGAGACCUGGGUCACACAAGAAGUCCCAAUCAAGAUUCUGCAUGAAGACGUUGUGGAAAGCCUGCACGAGCCGCACUGCCCCGAUCCAGACGUGCACAUCAUCUUACCCAACCUGAUGCAGCUGAAAGGCAUCUCAGAUCGAUUCACCAAACUAGCCUCUUCAGACAGCAAGGGACGACAGCCGGGAAUAGUGGCCGCAGAUCAAGCAACCUCUACCACCGGCGCCACGGCGCUUUCUACCAACAUAGCGCCGAAACUAGAGCUGUCGGCCAAUAUGCAUGGUAAACUACGCCUCGCCAUUGCGACGGACGAGUUGCGUAUUGCGAGCGUAUGGUCCGGGCUGGUGAACCCGCCUCUAGACCCUGCUCAUAUCACGCAGGACCAGUAUUCACAGUUACCCAGUGAGCGGAUGCGCGAGGCAGGAGACGAUGAUGAGGCUGGGUGGGCGAAAGUGAGGAUUGAUGGGAAAGACUGGAGUCGUGUGUUGAGUGUGGGAAGGCUGAGUCCAAAGGUCGUUGCUUGCUUUAUCAACGAAACAGCACUCGUUCUCUAUGUCUACCUGCCAGGCAGUUGGAAUGGCGAAGAAUCUUGUCUCACUUACUACAUUAAUUCUUUUACUACGUGA